AUACACAGUCAGAGAGAGAGAGAGAAAGAGAGAGAGAGAGAGUGACUGGAAGCCUGCAGCAGCAAAUGAGAUAGAACAACGAGGCGGGAGAGGUAGGAACACAGACAGAGAGGGAGGGAGAGGGGCCCCGUGUUGGAGAGAGGGCUACAGGCUGAGGAGGAAGAAGAAGGAGUAAGAAAAAGUUAGGAGAAGUAGGAAAGCGGGUGUCCAAGGAAGGGAAAGAAAGGGUGCAGAGAUUAACAAAUACAGGAGAGGAAAAGGGGAAACAACAGACAGGAAGGAAGGAAGGGGAGGGAGAAGUCUUGGGUUAAACGAAAGGAAAAAAAAAGAACUGAAGAAAAGUUUUCUAGUGGGAAGACGCAGAUGAGGAAAACAGAGCGAGUGAAUGACUGGGCUGGAGAGAACAGGGGGGGAAGGAGAGCAGUUGUUCUCUAACGCGAUUUCCACACAAUCCUCUGGACGUCUUUGGACAUGUACACUGAAAGCGCACAAACAGCGGGACACCACCGAUUUUUUCAGCAUAAAAGCGCCCCCACCCCCUGCCAGCACUGUGUCCACUAUGAGCAGCCACACAGUCAUCACGGGGGUGGGCUGGGAUACCAACCAGCAUCAGCCAGACAGACGGACCACCCAUCACUGGACUGCUGGAGAGACAUCCAGGCUCCUCAGGUUAAGAACGUUGGAGGCAGAGCUUUCUUAGUGGACAAAGUUGAGAGAAGUGGUCAUCGCAGCCCACAGAGGAGGCCUGUGUUUGUACAGCCUGGCCCUUACAGUCAUUCUGAUGACUUGAGCCAAGUUUGCCCGUGGGACUUCAACCCUGCCCAGUGGAGUUACGCACUGGAGUCCGGGGUGAGACACUGCCCGUCUGUCAGAGAACAGUGUGGCUGUGUGGUACACGGUGACACCAGGGCGCACACCUUUAAGCUUGGGACACCACAUCCUCUGCCUCACCUUCAGUUCAAAGGUCAAGGAUACAGACACAGGAGGACUGUCAGGUAUGUCUCCGUGGAUGAGGAAGAGGAAGUUUGUGAAUGCAGCCAUCACGUGGAGCUCCAUGGUCCCCAUUUGACUCAUUUGCCAAAUGGCCACUGUGGACCAAGGCCAGUGCUUUUCGAGGGAGGGGAGGAAAGAGAUAGUCAUCAGGACUGGAGCAAACAGAAGGGUGGAUCAGAGGAAGGUUAUAAUGGACCUGAAGCCAUACACAGAGCAUUCUUCCCCACUGAAGUCCCACAAAAACAGUUGAACCAAAGCAGGAGGAAGGGGUCGUGCAUCCCUCCCUCUGGCAUCACCAGUACGGAAACCUCGAAGUUGACAAACAACGACGAACACCAGCACCAGGGUUCAGAGGACGUGAAGCCAAAGAGGCAGGAGGACUCAGUGAGGGAUCAGAUCAGACAAGUUGUGGCAGGUCUGGAGGAUGUGCUGGGGGGUUUGAAGCAAGUUCAUGUGGAGAUGAAAGAGGUGGUUGAGCAGAUUGAUCGGCUCACGGCCAAUAUCGACCUCAGCGAGGAGGCGGCCUGCAGCAGUCUGGGGGUGUUCAAUAAUUUUGACAGCUCAGCUCCUUCAGGUGACAGCAGGAUGGUCCUGCUCACCAAUCACAAGCCUGCUCCAGUUCAGGAGUCACAGCACGACGAGGAAGACCGCAUCAUCUUAAGGACUAACGCGCCCUCCCCCGUCUACAUGGCAUCUGUCGUUAAAACCAGCCGCUUCACCCCACCCAUCCACAGUAAGAAUGUCAACCAUGAAAGGUCAGGUGUAAACGGCCAUCCGCCUCACCUGUACCCCUACAGUGGCCCAACUCAUUCAGAGCCCCUCCCACAGAGUCUGGACCCUAAGGUCAUUAUUGGGAACAGCACGUCCAGUUCAAGAACUCAGAAGCCUCCACCUUAUCCUCAAAAUGGGCGGUGUGGCAAGGGCUCGUACUCGCCUCCGAAACCUGUGAGGACCCCUGCCUACCCUGGGAGAGGCCGCCAGAGCACCAGCAUGGUGUGAAGGAGAGGGGAGGUGGUCUGCCCUGGUGCCACGGGGGCCUGAAACAUGAGAUCCUACUGCAGUGAGUGGCGGUCAGGAGGGAGCAGGCAGGGGAACAACUCAUGCAGGAGCUGAUGCGAGUGAGAAGACCUGACAGCUGAUGGAAGCAGAGCACGGCCUGAAGGUGGAGAUAUUUCCAAAGGGAAAAAUUCUCCAUGAGUCGACCUGUGACUGUAUGUCUUGCAAGCACAGCAGCAUGGACGAGUGGCAGUCAGACCUUUCUGAGAAUUCCGUUUUUUCUUCUGUUGCUGGAAAUGUAGUGGCAAAUAAUUCCGAACAACAAUAAGCUGAACUGCUAUGAACACAAAUAGAAACAUAAUAUGGUAAAAUAAUCUAUUCAUGCCAGUAUUAAUUUAUUUUUUACUACAUUUUUUAUUGCAAAAACAUCUAUUAUCAGGCAGCUUACACCAGUCUGGAUGCUACAAAUACUAUAGUAUGCUAUAUAAAGAUGUAUGACAUCCAAACUAUAAGAGAUCAUUUACAACUCAAAUCGUCGCAGGUAAAACCAGCGAUGGCAGAGAAAAGUUGGAGAAGCAGAGUGGGGAUUAAACUGCACAGAUCAGUUAGACAUCUCAAUUAUCGCACUGUAGAGAUGUUGUAUUGACUGCCUUGUAAUAAGGAAUAAAAGAAACAACUCCAGCAUUUUA
Solea senegalensis (Senegalese sole) is the source of this 2678-nucleotide messenger RNA. RefSeq lists its product as uncharacterized. NCBI's taxonomy places the organism in Eukaryota, Metazoa, Chordata, Actinopteri, Pleuronectiformes, Soleidae. The coding region runs from base 472 to 1992 and encodes 506 amino acids. The transcript is spliced from 3 exons. Gene Ontology annotation, biological process: positive regulation of cell size; positive regulation of translation. The record is from RefSeq and is a predicted model, not a curated record.